Messenger RNA from Candidula unifasciata, 903 nucleotides. The record is from the annotation of a GenBank genome assembly. Lineage: Eukaryota; Metazoa; Mollusca; Gastropoda; Stylommatophora; Geomitridae.
AUGGUCGGCUCUGUAUCGACUGUCAAAUCGACAGGUUCCCCAUCUCCAACAACCUGUCCUUGGAGCUCCCCCGCCAUCUGCUUCUUCAGCUGCUCCACCUGGUGCUGCUGUGUGGUUAAAGUGUUUACCUGGGUUAGUGUGGUUAAAGUGUUUACCUGGGUUAGUGUGGUUAAAGUGUUUACCUGGGUUAGUGUGGUUAAAGUGUUUACCUGGGUUAGUGUGGUUAAAGUGUUUACCUGGGUUAGUGUGGUUAAAGUGUUUACCUGGGUUAGUGUGGUUAAAGUGUUUACCUGGGUUAGUGUGGUUAAAGUGUUUACCUGGGUUAGUGUGGUUGAAGUGUUUACCUGGGUUAGUGUGGUUAAAGUGUUUACCUGGGUUAGUGUGGUUAAAGUGUUUACCUGGGUUAGUGUGGUUAAAGUGUUUACCUGGGUUAGUGUGGUUAAAGUGUUUACCUGGGUUAGUGUGGUUAAAGUGUUUACCUGGGUUAGUGUGGUUGAAGUGUUUACCUGGGUUAGUGUGGUUAAAGUGUUUACCUGGGUUAGUGUGGUUAAAGUGUUUACCUGGGUUAGUGGGGUUAAAGUGUUUACCUGGGUUAGUGUGGUUGAAGUGUUUACCUGGGUAAGUGUGGUUAAAGUGUUUACCUGGGUUAGUGUGGUUGAAGUGUUUACCUGGGUUAGUGGGGUUAAAGUGUUUACCUGGGUUAGUGUGGUUGAAGUGUUUACCUGGGUAAGUGUGGUUAAAGUGUUUACCUGGGUUAGUGUGGUUGAAGUGUUUACCUGGGUUAGUGUGGUUAAAGUGUUUACCUGGGUUAGUGUGGUUAAAGCGUUUACCUGGGUUAGUGUGGUUUGGUGCCACAUCGCUGGCAGACAUAAACAACUACACGUGGUUAAACAUCAGAGCUAG